Cryphonectria parasitica EP155 is the source of this 732-nucleotide messenger RNA. RefSeq lists its product as uncharacterized. Gene Ontology annotation, cellular component: mitochondrial inner membrane. Gene Ontology annotation, molecular function: lipid binding. NCBI's taxonomy places the organism in Eukaryota, Fungi, Ascomycota, Sordariomycetes, Diaporthales, Cryphonectriaceae. The record is from RefSeq and is a predicted model, not a curated record. Gene Ontology annotation, biological process: ubiquinone biosynthetic process. Bases 1 to 732 code for a protein of 243 amino acids. The transcript has 3 exons.
AUGCCAGUACAGACCACGAACCCGCCUGCCUGCCGCCGCUCGUACCACUCUCACGACCACCCGACGCCCGAGUCGUCCUUCUCCCCGACCGAGCGUGCCAUCCUGACUGCCGCAUGCGCGCACGUCCCCGCCCAUGGGUUCUCACAAGCAGCGCUGUCUCUGGGCGCAAGAGACGCCGGGUAUCUGGACAUCAGCACAAACCUGCUGCCUCACGGCGUCUUCAGCCUGGUCCAGUGGCACCUGGUCUCGCAGCGGGAGGCACUGGCCGAGAAGGCGCAGGAGCUGUUCGGAGGCGCAGAGCAGCAGGAUGGUCAGCGCAUCGGCGUGGGGAGGAAGGUGGAGGCGCUGACAUGGGCGAGGCUGAUGGGCAACAGGGAGGUGAUUGGGAGGUGGCAGGAGGCUCUCGCGAUCAUGGCCCAACCGAGUUAUGUCCCCGAGUCUCUCAGGGAACUCGCCAAGCUGUCGGACGAGAUAUGGUUCCUGGCGGGCGACGUCUCCGUCGACCCAUCGUGGUACACCAAGCGCGCGUCUCUGUCCGCCAUUUAUGCAUCGACCGAGUUAUUCAUGACGACUGACAAGUCACAAGAUUUCGCCGACACGAGAAAGUUCCUACGCAGGAGACUAGAGGAGGUGCAGGACGUCGGCGGGUCACUGCGUUCAUUGGGCCAGUGGGUCGGCUUCACAGCAGGCGCGGGCUUGAACGUGCUCAGAAGCAAGGGCAUGCCAAUAUGA